Messenger RNA from Chenopodium quinoa (quinoa), 438 nucleotides. RefSeq lists its product as uncharacterized. The coding region runs from base 1 to 438 and encodes 145 amino acids. The record is from RefSeq and is a predicted model, not a curated record. The transcript has a single exon. Gene Ontology annotation, molecular function: DNA helicase activity. Gene Ontology annotation, biological process: telomere maintenance; DNA repair. NCBI's taxonomy places the organism in Eukaryota, Viridiplantae, Streptophyta, Magnoliopsida, Caryophyllales, Amaranthaceae.
AUGUUCUUAUAUAAUGCACUAUAUGCUGAGAUUCGCCUUAUGAAUAAGAUAGUUUUACCUACUGCUACAUCUGGAAUAGUCGCUGCAAAUAUUCCAUCAGGUAGAACAGCACACUCAAGAUUCAAGAUUCCAAUGGAUAGUGAUGCUUCAUUAGCGUGCAGCAUUUCUAAGAAAAGUAGCUUAGCAGCAUUAAUAAAGGAAACAUUGCUUAUAAUCUGGGAUGAAGCAUCAAUGGCAAACAAGCAAAUUCUAGAAUCUCUUGACCUUAUAUUGCAAGACAUAUGCGAUAAUGAUGUACUAUUUGUUGGGAAAGUAAUUGUCUUCAGUAGAGAUUUUCGACAAGUGUUGCCUGUUAUUCCUAACAAGACUCAUAGAGAAGCAGUCGAAGCAAGUGUAGUGAGUAGUUAUAUAUGGCAGUAUUUGAGAAGAUUCAGAUGA